Prunus mume (Japanese apricot) is the source of this 2428-nucleotide messenger RNA. The record is from RefSeq and is a predicted model, not a curated record. NCBI's taxonomy places the organism in Eukaryota, Viridiplantae, Streptophyta, Magnoliopsida, Rosales, Rosaceae.
AUGGCCCUCUCAAUCUCUUCCAUAGCUACUCUCACUCUCACUCGCUUCUCGUCUUCUUCCUUCAAUCGUAUUAGUAAACGCUUCAGCUCCCGAGCCCCAACUAACACCCACAACCGCCCGCCAAUAAACCCCAAACCCCCCGCCGAUGUCGUCUCCGGUGCCUCCAAGCGACUCGGCGGUACCGCCAUCGAUUCCCUCGGCCGCCUCAUCUGGCUCGAGUCUCGUCCCUCUGAAUCAGGACGAGCGGUUCUGGUGAGAGAACCGGAUAGACCGGAGGGUGAACCGGUUGAUAUUACGCCCAAGGACUAUGCGGUUCGGACUCUGGCUCAGGAGUACGGAGGUGGCGCCUUCAGUGUUUCUGGCGAUACACUCAUUUUCUCCAAUUACAAGGAUCAACGCCUUUACAAGCAGUCCCUGAGUCCCAAUGAUUCUUCACCUGUGCCACUCACUCCAGAUUAUGGUGGCCCAGUUGUUAGUUAUGCCGAUGGGGUGUUUGAUGCACGGUUUAACCGGUUUGUCACUGUCCAGGAAGAUCGUCGUCAAAGCAGUACUAAUUCGACAACAACAAUUGUAACAGUAGGGCUAGAUGGCAAGAACAUUCGGGAACCAGAAGUACUAAUAGGCGGAACUGAUUUCUAUGCUUUCCCGCGUUUGGAUCCCAAAGGUGAACGACUGGCAUGGAUUGAAUGGUGCCAUCCUAACAUGCCAUGGGACCAGGCUCAACUUUGGGUUGGGUAUAUAUCCGACAGCGGAGAAGUCCAUAAACGAAUCUGUGUUGCUGGCUCUGAUCCUACAAUUAAGGAGUCUCCAAUUGAACCCAAGUGGUCCUCUAAAGGGGAGCUAUUUUUUAUUACUGACAGACAAAGUGGGUACUGGAAUCUCUAUAAAUGGGUUGAGUCUAACAAUGAGGUCCUAUCAGUUUAUUCCUUGGAUGCUGAGUUUUCUAAACCGCUAUGGGUUUUUGGCAUCAACUCUUAUGAAUUUAUUCAGAGCCAUGAACAAAAAAACGUAAUUGCUUGCAGCUAUAGGCAAAAUGGGAGGUCGUAUCUUGGAAUUCUGGAUGAUGCUCAGGGCUCACUAUAUCUGCUUAGCAUUCCUUUCACGGAUAUUGAUAAUAUUACUUUGGGGAUCAAUUGCCUAUAUGUGGAAGGAGCAUCAGAAGUUGAUCCGUUGUCUGUUGCUAAGGUGACUUUGGAUGAAGAUAAAUCAAAAGCGGUUGAUUUCAAGAUUAUUUGGUCUUCUUCACCUGAUUGCUUAAAAUACAAGUCUUACUUCAGCCUACCUGAAUUAAUUGAAUUCCCAACAGAAGUUCCUGGUCAAAUUGCCUUUGCAUACUUUUAUCCACCAUCAAAUCCCAAUUACCAAGCUACUCAUGAUGAAAAGCCUCCGCUGUUAUUGAAAAGCCAUGGAGGGCCCACAGCUGAAUCACGUGGAAUCUUAAAUCUGAGUGUUCAGUACUGGACUAGUCGUGGUUGGGCAUUUGUCGACGUUAACUAUGGUGGAAGCACUGGUUAUGGCAGGGAAUAUCGUGAACGGCUCUUGAAGAAAUGGGGAAUUGUGGAUGUAGAUGAUUGUUGCAGUUGUGCUAAAUAUCUGGUGGGUUCUGGAAAGGCAGAUGGGGAGCGGCUUUGUAUUACUGGGGGCUCUGCAGGUGGCUACACAACCUUAGCUGCUCUUGCUUUUAGAGACACCUUCAAGGCAGGAGCUUCCUUGUAUGGCGUAGCCGACUUAAACAUGUUGAGGGCAGAAACUCACAAAUUUGAAUCUCAUUAUAUUGAUAAUCUCGUUGGCAGUGAAAAGGAUUACUAUGAUAGGUCACCAAUCAACUUUGCUGAUAAGUUUUCUUGCCCGAUAAUCUUGUUCCAAGGAUUGGAAGACAAGGUUGUACCCCCAGAUCAAGCUCGUAAAAUAUACAAAGCUUUGAAGGAAAAGGGUUUGCCUGUUGCUCUUGUGGAGUACGAAGGAGAACAACAUGGUUUCCGUAAGGCUGAGAACAUCAAGUUCACGUUGGAACAGCAAAUGGUUUUCUUUGCACGUUUAGUUGGACGCUUCAAGGUCGCUGAUGAGAUUAAUCCGAUAAAAAUUGACAACUUCGAUUAAACAUUUAGUAAAGAGAGAUGCCUCGUGAAUCAUGCCCGAGUCUCAGUCUCAGUUUUCAUACGAUGAAUUAGGUUUGACAGGUUUGCUUCUUCAAGAGAUUUUUGUGCCGUCUGAGAAGCACAAACAAUUUUCUAGUUUGAAGGAACUUGUAGAUCUCCUAUUACACCUACAUGUAUGCAUGUGUUAUGUCCAACGUGAGAAAUAUGAAUUUAACUAUGUUUAACAUGUUCUCUGGUCUAUUAUGCCACGUUCGAUGUCAAGUUUGUUACGGUCUUUUUGCGUUGACUUGAUGUACAUAUGACACGUGUAACUUUUAAACCUGUGUGAA